AUGUCAAUCGUUGUCGGUAUCAUAACUCUCGGCACGAUUAAUUCAGGUGGAAUCAUUGAAGUCGGCCAUCAUAUUUUCUUUUCGUACAAACGCUUGGAGGAUCUCCCCAUUCUCGCGGCUGGGUCGGAUUUUGCCAAUUCUAUCAUGAAGACUUUCGCAGUCAAUGCCCCUUCGAUAAUACCAAUGGAAAUUAGCGCAACUGGUACCAUGGAGCUGAAGGAAACGUAUUUACUCCUGAACAGUUAUUGGGCAUUUUAA
Sclerotinia borealis F-4128 is the source of this 258-nucleotide messenger RNA. The record is from the annotation of a GenBank genome assembly. Lineage: Eukaryota; Fungi; Ascomycota; Leotiomycetes; Helotiales; Sclerotiniaceae.